Molecule: messenger RNA, 4510 nt
Organism: Drosophila hydei
Lineage: Eukaryota; Metazoa; Arthropoda; Insecta; Diptera; Drosophilidae
Product: mucin-19
Exons: 3
Coding region: 211-4284 (1357 amino acids)
Source: RefSeq, a predicted model, not a curated record
UCAUAGUUGAAUUUGUAUUUUUGUUGCUGUUAUUUUUAGUUUGCUUGUGUUUGUGCUUGUGCAACGAAAGUUUAACGCCUGAAAAAUACAACAAAAAAAUAAAUCUAAAUAAAACCAAAUACGAAAACAAAGUUGUGAAAAAUAUAUAUAUAUAUAUAUUUGAAGACGUGCCAAAGGCGAGGCGCCAAAAGUUUUGAAAAUCCCACCAGUAUGGGUAAGUCGAGCCGCUUGGGAGGCCAGCAUGCACAGUUGCUGAUGCUGCUGAUGCUGCAGUUGGGCACAAUUGCGGUUGGCGCAUUGCCAACUAUAAAGCAGCAGGGGCAGCUGGGUGGCGUCAAUUACGUGCAGCAGCUGGACAAAAGCUUCUUUCAGCCGCGCGAGGUGGAGCAAACCAUUGAUGAGGUGCAGAAAAUAUUGGCCAAUGAUCCAGCGCUGCCCAGGCUAACUCGCGGUGAGAUCGAAGAGCUGUACGAGAAGGUCACUCGCGAGGAGUACGAGAAGAGCAUCGAGGCGGGCGACAUGAGUCGCGCCGACAGCAUGCGAGCUCUGAUGCUGGUGCUGCCCUACAACACGGACAACAACACAGAGGAGAAUCUGCAGGAGCUGUACACGCGUCCGCCGGUCACUCGUGUCAUCGACGCUUAUACGCCGCCGAAUCCCAUUAAAUUCAUAACGCCCGAUCCGAAUGCAAUGCCGCGUAGCACGGUGCCCGGUGGCAAUCCGGCUGUGGCUGCCACCACCUACAAGCCCAUCUACAGCAGCCUGCAGAAGCAGCUGCUGCCGGCGCCCACGGCUACAACAUACCAUCCGCCAGCGCCAGCACCCGUCAUGUACCAGCUGACGCCGUCUCUGGGCAAGCCCAGCAUGGACUUCCAGCCGGUAACGAACGUGGCGCUGGCCUACGACUAUGCCAAGGCACAGGCAACAGCUGCGCCGCCUCGUGCCGCAGCCCAGACUGGUCAGCGCUUCAGCUCGCACUAUAGCGCCAAGAAUGCACAGUUUUUGCGGAAGCCGCUGCGGCCAGCUCAGGGGCAGGCCAUUGGGCACAGCAGCACAGUGAAGCCCGUGGCUGACAUACUGGAGAGUCUAGGCAUUGUGGGUGGCGCUGGAGCUGGCGCACAGAGCUCGCACAAGCGCUACGCCAUUGACGAUUACUAUCCGGCGGAGAGUGCACCGCAGCCCGUUGUCGCUGUGGCGGACUUGCGUGGACUGCAGGGCGCUCGCAUACGACCCGAUGCCUACUCCAACUUCAAGCCGCUUAACAUUGGCGAGGAGCUGCGUGUAAAGCCCGAGGUGGAGGGUUAUCUAACGCGCUUUGGCAUUGUGAAGAAGUCGCCCAAGGCAUUGAAGAAGUCUCAAGCGGCUGCCACGGCCACCGAGGAGCCAACGGGCGCCCACACAGAGCUAUCGACGGCAACUGCCAAGGUGCCGCCGCAGAGCAAUGCUGAGCUGGCCAAGCUGCUUGAAAAUCUGCAGGAACUGGAGCGCUUGCAGACGAAGGGUGCGCGGAAGACACCAAGCUCCACCAGCACCACCAGCACCACUAGCAGCACAACGACAACAACAACUACGACAACUACAGCAGCACCACCCACGUCGGUGCCGACGGCUCAGCUAAUCACCCAUGGUGCACCACUGCUCAUCGAGGCCAAGAAGCCACGUCGCCGCAUCGAUCCCAACAUCGAUAUCAAUUUCGCUAACAUGGACAACCAGCAGAAGACAGCCAGCGCAACGGACGAGCUAUCCAAGCUGCUGCAGAAUCUGCAGGAGCUGGAGAAGCUGAAGAUCAACCCAGAGAAUGUGCUGAAGACAGCGAGUCCCGGCACUCAGGCGCUUAGCAAUCGCUUUAGCGUCAGCGGCACCACCACCGCGCCAUCCACAACAACCACGCGCAGCACCACCACCACGCCGGCCAACAACGAUGCACGCGAACUGCAGCUCAUUCUACGCCAGCUACAGCAGCUGGAACAGUCGAAUGCCGUGCGCAAGCCCACAACCACCAGCACCACGGUGCGUCCGAAGCCGGCGCAGAGCUUCGGCUUGGGCUUGGGCUUCGAUGCGGCUCAGGCGAACGGAUUGGGAGCUGCUGAUCUGCUGCAGCUGCAGCGCUUACUCAGCGACGACAGAGAGCUGGAGCGGCUCUACGAGCAAGCGCGCAACAGCAAAAAGGCGGGUAAGAUCAGUGCCCCAGCAAAGUCGACGACGACAUCGACGACGACAACGACGACGACAACGACUACGCCGCGUCCCACCAAGGCGUCCGCCGCCGUGGAUCAUGCACAGUUUGAGGCAUUGAUAACGCGUGUGCAGCAACUGGAGCAGCUGCAGCAGCCAAAGCCGACCACGCCGGGCUUCAGCACACGUAAUGUGGCCGCCCAUGGAUUGGCAGCUAGCCUGAGCCUGCCCAGCAACGACUAUGCACAGCUGCAGCAGCUGGCGGGCACACAGCUAGCCUACGAACAGGAUCUGGGACAGGUGGAGAUCUCGACGGCUGCCUCAACGGGCAAGCAGCGACAGCGACCGCUCAACAGCUUCGAGCGUAGCAACGGCCUGCUGCAGGACGUGCAGCCGCAGGACUAUGUGCAGCUGCAGAAGCUGCUCAGCAAGGUGCAAGAGCUGGAGCGUGUGCAGCUGCAGGAGGCGCGCCCAACCACCAGUCAUCAGCUGGUCACAGCCGCCUCCGUACGCACCCAGAACGUGAAGAGCUUGAGCGGCGCACAGAUUGUCUAUGCGCAGCCGGCGGCGAUGUCCGAUUCCGAGAUGAAUCCCAAACUGGAGCUGCCAGUGUAUAAGCAGCCGGCCACGGCGAACACAACCCCAAUGCCAAGUGCAGCACACGACCUCAGCUCUAGCGAGGAGCUGCGUGAAUUUGCAAUGUCGCAGCCGGCCAAUCCGCAAAUGAACCACAAUCAGGGGCAAAAUCAGGACCAGCAGGAUUACAAGCAGUUCCAGCAGUUCUUCAGCAGCCUGGAGGACAAUGGCGAGCGUCAGAGCUAUCAGCAUAUGCAGCCCAUUUAUAAGACGGUGACGCCAGCGCCGGCAGCGAUUAGCCGACCUCAGCAGCCAGUGGCACAGACGGCAGCACCUGCACCACCAACGACACGACCGACGCCAAAGCAAUCCGAUUUGGCGGAGCUGCAAAAGUUGCUGUACAAUACGCAGCAGCUGCAGAAACUGGGCGUGGCGCUACCCAAUGAGCUAUCCCAGCAGCUGGAGAGUCAAUUCCAACCCAGCAGCAGCAGCACCACCACCACUACGACUAGCAGCACGACAUCAACAACCACAACAACGCCUCCACCACCCGCAUCUCCAUCACCCACGCACGACUCAUCCUCGCCAGCGGUAUUCUCGCUGACCACCAGUAAGCCAGCAUCGCCACGUCCUCCACGACCCAAUCCCACCACCGAGAGCAGCGUGGAGCUGCCCGUGUUCAGUGCCACAAAGAUUAUUGAGGCGGCCAUUAAGCGGGCGGCGAAUCGCAUUGGCGUGUCCACGGAGCAGCCAAUGAGUCUGGCUGCGGGCGUCGGCUUUCGGCGACGCAGCGAUGACGACAUGGACUUGGCCGCAGAGGAUGAGCAGGAUGGCGUGCUCGAUGGCGAUUUGAUGGCCGAGUUCAGUGAGCUCAACUAUCAGCUGGCCAAGCCCGAGCCGCAAGCCGAGGCCCGAGAGCAAGUGGAACUGGGUGACAAUCUUGGCGAGCUGCAGCGUCUCAUCAGCAACCUGCAGCAGCUGCAGCAGCUCAACGUGAGCCUGGGCCAGACGAGACCAGCUGCGUCGCUGCCAAGUCAAACGCAAUCGCAGUUGGAUGCCAACUAUCUGCAGUCGCUGCCACCGGGCGUCGAUAGUUUCAAGCCACGCAGACAGAGCGAGGACAACAGCAGCAGCACCACCUCAACCACUACUAGCACCACCAUCACAACUCCAGUUGAGUCGAAUGAUUCAGUUACAACGCAAUCGCCCACACGCAUUAGCCUGGAUCUAGGUCUAGGGGAUGCCGACACCGCCUCGCUAUCGGUUGGCGAUGGAGAUUUAGCCACAAGCAGCACCACUGAGUCGAGCAGCUCGUCGACCACAGAGGAGUCACGCAAUGGCUCGCUGGAUGAUCUGGCCAAUUCGUUUGGGCCCGAUCCGGUUGCACAGGAGCCGCCACCACCCAAAAAAAAGAAUGGCUUUUAUUUUCUAGCCGAUUGGAAUUCGUUCCUUGAAGUCGGCGAUGGCGACGAUCAGGUGGUGGUGCGUCUCAGUCCCAAAAUUGGCGAUCCCCGCGACUUUCUGGCCGUCUAGGCUGGCAGGUGCCAAUUAGCUGGCCGUGUAUAUAGUUCUUACCUAUACCGUUAACCAUAAACAUAUAAAAUCUCUAUCGUUAUUGUGUGAGCGUUGUAUUUAUUUUAGUCACUGGUUUUUUUUUGUAUCCUCCGCCGCCUAAGGACCUGUAUGCGGGUCGUAGUCAUAAGUUGGGGCCUAAGCCUAAGUUCUAAGAGUCAAUAACAAAUGAAAAAUAAAAAGAGAA